AUGCUCAAAAACCUUCUUCGGAACUUGCGUCUGUAUGAUGAAAAACCAACCAAUGCAUUUCAAUGGGACCUCUGGAGUAAUAAGAAGAGUAAUAUUCAUCAAUACUCGCAUGGAUUAAUCAUUCGAAAAUUUCAAUUACAUCCAUGCAUGGGUAGAACAUUUCAUAGAGAUCAUCAUUCCAAUCAUCAUGAUUCAAAUUUGCAAAAUAAUUAUCGGAAAGGAGAGGAAGAACCUUGUAAUGAAUCAUCAACGUCUUCAGAAGCCUCGUUGAAACGAUUUCAAAGAUUUCUAUUUGAAUGGUAUGCUCAUUCUCACAAUCCGUUGAGUAUGCAAGCCUCUUCAUCACUCUUUGAUAUAUUUAAUUAUGAGCAUUUGACUGAAGCUGAAAUUAUCAACAAAAUGCAAGCGAAAAAGAAAGUGACCGAUAUUAAACAAGUUGAAGAAUUAAUGUUGAAUCCAAAAUCAGAAAUGUAUGAGUUUUUAAAUCAUCGCAGAUUUGAACCUAGAGAUCGAUUCGAUCGGUGGGCUGAAUGGUGGGCCAAGAAAUGUGUUGCUCGAAUUUUGAAAUUCUUGUUUGGAAGGAAUAUGAUCCGAUAUGUUGUGUUUUUAGAAACCAUGUCAGCAACUCCUGGAAUGGUUGGAGGAAUGUGGCGUCAUUUUGCAUCGUUGAGAAGAAAACCCAAUCAACGAAAGAAACACGAACACCUUCGUGUUGGUGCUUUACUCGAAGAGGCAGAAAAUCAUCGAGAACAUUUGCUGGUGUUACUUGAAAUGUGCCAUCAAAACUUGUUGGAACGAUUCAUCAUGGUACUGGCACAAAUCACCUUUUCACAAUACUACUUUUAUAUUUACACACUGUUUGGACAGCGUUUUUCACAUCGAUUUGUGGGCUAUUUGGCCGAGAGUGCAGUGACAAGUUACGGUGAGUUAUUGAAACAAAUCGAUGAGAACAAGAUUGAAAACAAGAAAGCACCUGAAAUUGCCAUCUCUUACUAUCAUCUGAGCGAGGAAUCAACAAUCCGUGAUGUACUACUAGCCAUGCGAAUGGAUGAGGCUAAACAUCGAGAAUUUAAUCAUCUCAUUGCUGAUGAUAUUUACUUCAACAAGAAAGAAUCGGGAGUGAAAAAGUAA
This is a messenger RNA of Naegleria lovaniensis, 1131 nucleotides long. RefSeq lists its product as uncharacterized. Gene Ontology annotation, biological process: alternative respiration. Gene Ontology annotation, cellular component: mitochondrion. The record is from RefSeq and is a predicted model, not a curated record. Gene Ontology annotation, molecular function: alternative oxidase activity. Lineage: Eukaryota; Heterolobosea; Eutetramitea; Acrasida; Naegleriidae. The coding region runs from base 1 to 1131 and encodes 376 amino acids. The transcript has 3 exons.